This is a messenger RNA of Oncorhynchus kisutch (coho salmon), 2810 nucleotides long. It is a transcript of the gene rftn1a, whose product is annotated as raftlin, lipid raft linker 1a. The record is from RefSeq and is a predicted model, not a curated record. The transcript is spliced from 9 exons. Bases 33 to 2408 code for a protein of 791 amino acids. Lineage: Eukaryota; Metazoa; Chordata; Actinopteri; Salmoniformes; Salmonidae.
UCUCUCCCUCCUCUCUUUCUCCCUGCAGAGGGAUGGGCUGCAGGCUUCCUAAGCUGCGGAGGACUGGGGAGGAGAAGAGUCCCGGCAAGAUCUACUCCACCCUCCGACGACCGCAGGUGGAGACCAAGGUGGGCGUGGCCUACACCUACCACUUUCUGGAUUUCCUGCUGGGGAAGGAAGAGGUGUCUGUGUCCUCAGUACUGUGUCUGUCGUCAGUGAGAGAGUUACCAGUCCAGGUGAGGGAGCUGUAUGGUCAGGGCUUUGUCCUGGUGGCUGUCCAUCCCUUUGUCCACCCUUGUGGCCCCAGGCCUGCACGCAUCCAACGCCAGCUACACAGAGCUGUCCUCAUCAGAGAGACACACAGUUCAGAGAACGAGCUGAAGUGGGCGGGGCUUCGCCUGGAGACAGACGUGUGUGUGGCGGGUCAACAGGCCCCUGACCCAGAAGUCAUCCAGAACUACGUGAAGAAGAUCCAGGACAUGGCGGAGCAGGGUAUGCUGUUUGUGGGCUUCCUGCAGCAGCCUGGCGGGGGACCCUGUUUCCUGGGGCACUUGGACCCUGAGGACCUGUCCUCCCUGCACUCCAGCCCCUCCCCCAUACACAGACACCCCACCAGUCCCUCAGAACCCAUGACACUGGAUCCCAGCCCUACAGACUCUGCAGAACCCCACCAGAACCUCCUAGAACCAGAACACAACCGGAACACAGAAGUGAAAACACCAGAACACAAGUCGGUUGAACUCAGAACAAUUGAGCAGAACCCUACAGAUACCAGUCUGGUGGAGCUGGACUUGAGCUCCACAGGACCUCUAGAUCUCACACAGGACUCUACCCCAAUAGAAUCAUCAAACAGAGAACACGACCACAGUCCAGGCAAAAUAGCCUCAAUAGAAGACCAACCAAACCGCUGUCCAGAUGAACCAGCAGACUCACCAGAGAGACCCAGCCAAAGAGAUCCAGCUAGUGACCAACAGAACCACAACCACGCCCCAACAGAACUCCCUGGUGACCAGGAUCAACUACAGUCUGACAACACAAUAGAGACCACAUGUAUAGAGAGACAACAGAAUGAAAGCCAAGCAGACUUUCUCAGGAUUCUACUACCCAACUUCAGCCCAACAGAGUUAACACAUGGACUUGGUGGUCCAGACGCAGACAGACAGUGCCAGGGAGACAGACAGAGUCUAAGCCCUCAGACACAGAACCACAACCAGAGACCGGAAAUAGACCACGGCUCAGACAACCUAGUCCGGUCACCAGAACUAGACAACGGUGACCACGGGUCAGAGUCCGGGGCUGAGAGGGGGUGUAACCGUAGAAACGAGGGCACGGGCGGUGACCCGGGUGAGCAUCUGAGGAGCAGCAGAGUUCCGACCCACAACAACAACAAUCACAUCCGGGUCAAGAGUCCUGACAGAGAAAAGAGGGCUGUAGGGUCUCCACCAGCACAGAGCAGGGUGCAGGUGUUUGCCCUAUACAACCACACGGGGGAGCUGUCCAGCUCUCUGAGGUUCUACUCCCUCAGGGUUCCGCUGCAGCUGCAGAGAGAGGCAGGGCUAGUGACUGAGGUUGACGCCCACUGGCUGGAUCACAUGACUCAGCAUUUCACCAGCGGAGCUCACCUCAUUGACGGCUUCUUUCACCUUGGAGACGACAAUGACAGCGGGGUCUCCUCCGUGGACAGUGUGUUCAUCUUUCAGAGCUCCUCAGAAGAAACCCCACCCACUUCAUACGACGCCAUUGUGGUGGAGCAGUGGACCAUUGUCGAUGGUGUAGUGGUAAGGACAGACUACAUUCCCUUGCUCCAGUCUCUGGCUCCCUAUGGAUGGAGACUGACGUGUGUGCUGCCUACUCCCAUCGUUAAGACCAACAGUGAUGGCAGUUUGUCCACAAAGCAGAUCCUCUUCCUCCAGAGACCUGCCUUGCAACGCAACAGGAAAGACUUCAAGAAGUUGAACCUCAGGGGUCGGAACAAGCCGAAGAAAAACUCUGCUGGAGAAAUGCUAGAGAAGAAAGAGGAGAGAAAGGACACAUCCCCAGUGAUGGAGAGAGGGAUGGAUGGACAGAACAGGAACACGGAAGAGGAGGAGGAGAGAGAGGUGAGAAUGAAUUGUGAGAAGAAAAGAAAUGAGAAAGGGAGAUCCGUAGACAGAGAUGGAAUCAAGAGAGAAGAGGAGAGAGAGUGUGAGACAGAAUUUCAAGACGACUUCACCCAGGGUACAGAGGGCGGGGCCACAGACCUCAACCAGGAAGUAGAGCGGGGGAAUGGCAAAGCCCUAUUGGCCAGACAUGAGAAGGCCGUUAGGUUUGCAGAUCAGUUUGUCAAUCAGAGGAAUGAUGAAGAGAAGUCAGAGGAGAAGAUCACACAGCAGCUGAGUGAGAGAGCGCUGUUUUCUGGUGUAUGUUAAUUAGAUAGAAUUAAAUAUAAAGCGGCUGAGUAGGACUGCUGAUCUAGGAACAGUUUUGCCUUUUAAAUCAUAAUGAAUAAGCGGGGAACUGAUCCUAGAUCAGCACUCCUACUCUGAGAUGUGUUCUGAAUAACGUUACAGGCCCUGACCUGGGUUCAAAUAGUAUUUGUAUGAUUGCUUGAUUGAGCCUUGCCUGGAUGGAUCCAAUGGAAAAGUACCAAAAGUGCAAACCCAGCCCACCUGACACUCUAGGCACGCUCAGCAAGUUGUAAUAUUUCAAACAGCCUACUAUUUUCACCCUGGAAUGGAAAUAAUAAAUAUACAGAAUGACAGAAUAGGAUGAAGCACUAGUAGCUCAUCGAUGGAAACCAAGUCACUUAACAGAAUGGUGGUUAAGUUAUA